This is a messenger RNA of Mus pahari (shrew mouse), 2212 nucleotides long. RefSeq names its product nuclear RNA export factor 2-like. Gene Ontology annotation, biological process: poly(A)+ mRNA export from nucleus. The transcript is spliced from 23 exons. Gene Ontology annotation, cellular component: nucleus; cytoplasm. NCBI's taxonomy places the organism in Eukaryota, Metazoa, Chordata, Mammalia, Rodentia, Muridae. Gene Ontology annotation, molecular function: protein binding; RNA binding. Bases 139 to 2004 code for a protein of 621 amino acids. The record is from RefSeq and is a predicted model, not a curated record.
UUCUUCUCCUGCUUGCCUUGUGGGACUGAGCAACUGCUAGAUCCUUGGAUUUCCAUUCACAGCUGCUGCUGACCACUGUUGAGGAGUUGGACUGCAGACUCUUCAUUGGAAGACUACAAAGGCCAAAAGACAAGAAAGAUGAGCUCUAAUGAAAAGAAGCAGGGGCCCUUCAGAUGCACAGGAACAACUAAUGCCUGGCAAAGUCCCAUGGGAAGAAAGAAAGACAAGGUUUCUUCCCUGAGCUGUGCUGGCAAGAGGACCGAUCAUUCUGAGCAUACUGGGCACACGAUUCUGCCUUUAAAAGCCCGGAGUGAUGGUGGAAAUCUGGAGAUAAGAGCUGUUCUCUGGAACCCAUCAGUAAGACAUGCACCUUAUGCUGGGCAACCUAGGAGUAGGGAGGAAGAGCAUAUGGAGGACCAAAUCCAUGUCACAGUGUUGAGAGAUGACAAACCUGAACAGAGAGAAGCAGGGCAGUCCACCGAAGAUGGAGCACUGGGGAGCUGGUUCAAGGUCACGGUUCCAUGUGGGAGGAAGUAUGACAAGACGCAGCUAAUGAAUUCAAUCCAGAGCCUUUGCAGCGUGCCCUUCACACCCGUGGAUUUCCAUUUCGACAAACACCGGAUCCAGUUCUUUGUCCCGGACCCUAGCAUUGCCUCUGCCUUGAAGGAUGUCAGCUAUAAGAUAUAUAACGAGGACUUUCAUAAGAUACCUAUUUUUGUCAAUCCCUCGGUUGCACCCUACUCUGUGCAGAAUAGGUUCACAAAAGAAGAAAUGGAGCAGCUGAAGCUGACCAUGAGGAAAAGAUACGAUGUUUUCCAGCAUGCUCUCUGCCUCAAAAAGCUCCGCUUUGAUCCAGACUUGAUGAAACACAACAUAGACAUGAUCCUGAACCGCCGAAGCUGCAUGGCUGCCACCCUUCAGAUCAUCCAAGAGGAUUUUCCUAGGCUGUUGUCCUUGAACUUGAGCAGCAACAAACUGUUCCAAUUAGAUAGCCUGUUUGAUGUGGUAAAGAAGGCACCACACCUCAAGAUCCUGAACCUCUCCAAAAACAUGCUGAAAACAGUAUGGGAGUUGGAGAAGAUGAAAGGGCUGAAGCUGCAACAGCUGUGGCUAGAAGGGAACCCGUUGUGCAGCACCUUCCAAGACAGAUCUUCCUAUGUAAGUGCAGUCCUGGAAUGUUUUCCGGAAUUGUCAUACCUGGAUGGCAGGAAGUUAUUACUACCAACUGUAAUGAACAAUGAAGAACGCCAGUUAAUGAAGCCCUGCAAGGACAUCUUUAAGGGUUCAGAGGUGAUAAAGAAUCAAGUACAGAAAUUCCUGCGAGAGUAUUACUUGAUGUACGACUCUGAAGAGCGACAGGGUCUCCUGAACAUUUACCAUGACCAGGCCUGCUUCUCCCUGACCAUUCCCUUCAACCCCAGUGAUCCAGAUCUGAAUAGCAUGUGUGAGUACUUCAAGGAUGAAAAUGAUAUGAAGAGUUUCAAGGAGUUCCGCAUUCAGAGGCAGCUACUGAAGUACACAAAACAGGACAUUGUGGAGUGUCUGAGGGGAUUUCCCCAAACUCUACAUGCCUUCAGCUCUUUCCAAGUGAACAUCUGUUUCCAGAUGGAAACGAUGCUCUGCUUCUCUGUUUGUGGGUUGUUCAAGGAAGAGGGUACCUCCAAGGAAUGUGUUCGUGCCUUCAUGAGGAUCUUCAUUGCUGUCCUUGGCAGGAGUUCAAACAUGUGUAUUGUGAAUGACCAGCUUUUUGUGAGGAAUCCAAGCUCUGAAGAGAUCCAUAGUGCCUUUGUCAUACCCUCACCCACAUCAUACUCCAACUUCAAGCUUGUCCUUUCUCAAGAGCAGCAAAGAAUGGUGCAGGCUUUCUCCACCCAGUCGGGGAUGAAACUUGAAUGGUCUCAGAAGUGCCUUGAGGACAAUAAGUGGGACUAUACCAGAGCUGCUAAAGUCUUCACUAUGCUCCAGACCAAGUGCAAGAUCCCAAAGGAAUUCUUCAAACAAUGACAUAAAAACACAUGGCUGGAUGUUAUCUUCCCCUUGUCCACACUCUUGUUUCUCUGUUCCUUACCUAUGACCCCAGCUGUAAGCCCGGCCAAAGUUAACAUGUAAGCCAGGCAACAUAGACCACCCCCGCAACUAGGUAACUUGCUCUGUGUAUUUCUCCUGAGAAAUGCCUGUUUAUUUUCAUAAUAAAAGUUACUUUUGCAUUUUG